This is a messenger RNA of Gilbertella persicaria, 195 nucleotides long. RefSeq lists its product as uncharacterized. The record is from RefSeq and is a predicted model, not a curated record. Lineage: Eukaryota; Fungi; Mucoromycota; Mucoromycetes; Mucorales; Choanephoraceae. The annotation marks the transcript as partial. The transcript has a single exon.
UUCCUUUUAAACAAGCUCCUAACUAAGAAACCUCACUCCUCGUCUCAUUCUUCUUGUUGGCAUAUUCGAUGGCCAGCCAUAUGUACAAUCCUACACGGCAUGGAUUACCUAGCCCAUUCGACUGUUCCUCCGCCUCCGCAAGAUCCUGGUUCAUUGUUGCUCAACUGGCUAUUUCUUCCUUCUACUUCCCCAUGA